AUGUUACUUGUAACAGAUACCCUGUCUGCACUAACUACAGCUGUCGAGGACAGGCGUAAUGCCAGUGUUCCGGAGGCAGAACACCCUGUAGUGUCUCCCUUUGUGCACGAUUACACUCGGGACUCAAAGGAUUGUUUUGUUCUUGUUGUACAGUCCGAGCCACUGUUCAAAGACUUACCAAAGGAAGGGUCCGCAACCAUGCCAAGAAUUUCUUGUCAAGACAUUGGCAAAUCAGGUGUUCUCUUGAGUCCAAGCAAGGCAAAACAGCUUGCUCAGGCUUCGGCAGCUGCGAGGAGUUCUCGUGCAGCAAACACUAGCAAUUCUGGAGGUAACGAGGCCCUUUCAACAACUAAUCUGGCUGGUGUGUUCAUGCAUUCAACAGAGUUUCUGCGCAUCCGCGACCUGCAUGACCCAGACAACCGCUAUUCAGGCCUUGGCUCACUUAAAGAAACAAAAGUGGAGUGUCCGGAUACAUGGCACUACAGGUGGAACAUCAGCAAGAGCGACAAGGAUGAUGCAUCUGAUCGUGAGAGACUUGGGUCUCGAAAUUACCAACUCAUCAUGUGCCAUAUGCAGUUGCUGCCUUCCGUGGGGUAUGCCAAGGCAGAAGUUCUCAAAGGCAAGAGGAAGGCUUCAGAGGAUCUUGCUGAUUCAUUGCAAGCAAAGAAGCACGCUGCUGCAUCCGGCCAAGAUGACAGUAUGGAUGAGCUCUGA
Suillus fuscotomentosus is the source of this 714-nucleotide messenger RNA. RefSeq lists its product as uncharacterized. The record is from RefSeq and is a predicted model, not a curated record. The transcript is spliced from 5 exons. The coding region runs from base 1 to 714 and encodes 237 amino acids. Lineage: Eukaryota; Fungi; Basidiomycota; Agaricomycetes; Boletales; Suillaceae.